Molecule: messenger RNA, 1811 nt
Organism: Acipenser ruthenus (sterlet)
Lineage: Eukaryota; Metazoa; Chordata; Actinopteri; Acipenseriformes; Acipenseridae
Gene: prl
Product: prolactin
Exons: 5
Coding region: 258-965 (235 amino acids)
Biological process (GO): response to nutrient levels; positive regulation of receptor signaling pathway via JAK-STAT; positive regulation of cell population proliferation
Cellular component (GO): extracellular region
Molecular function (GO): hormone activity
Source: RefSeq, a predicted model, not a curated record
GAGGGAGCGAGAGAGAGAGACAGCGCGCUGGGGUUCAAACACACUCACACACACAGUCAGUGUACUGCAAUAGUGUUAGACACAAGAACAGUGGAGCUGAGAGAGACAGGGAGGGAGAGUCCAUACACGAGAGCAGCGCACAGGGAGAGAGUCCAUACACGAGAGCAGCGCACAGGGAGAGAGUCCAUACACGAGAGCAGCGCACAGGGAGAGAGUCCAUACACGAGAGCAGCGCACAGGGAGAGACUGAGGGAGAGAUGGUGCGACAAAGAGAAAGGAAGCAGGCUUCUUUCACAAUGACCCUGGCGGUGGUGCUCUGUCUCUGCCCCCCUCCCAUGGCCCCCUCCCCCCUGUGUGGGGGUCUCGGGUGCCCCCCCCCCAUCCUCCUGUCGGACCUGCUGGAGCGAGCGACACAGCUCUCCCAGAGGCUGCACUCCCUGAGCAGAACCGUCACCGCAGGCCUGGACCCCCACUUCUCCCCCCUGCUGAAGCCCCGCCCCUCCUCUCUGUGCCACACCUCCUCGCUGGCCACGCCCGAACACAAGGAGCAGGCACUCACUCUGCAGGAGGAGCUCCUCUCUCUCAUCAUGUCUCUGCUGCGUUCCUGGACCCCCCCGCUGAUGUUCCUGGUUCGAGAGGCGCAGUCCCUCCCUCCCCCCCACUCCCUCUCCGGCUCCCUCUCCUGGCAGACGGCAGAACUGUCCCAGCAGAGCCAGAAGCUGGCUAAGGGGCUGGAGACCAUCCUGAACCGGUUUGACCCCUCCGCUGCCCACAAGGCCAGCUUCGGGAACGCGGACGACCUCUGGAAGGGCGGAGCCUCCGAUUUCCCGGGGAGCGACAGGAAGUCCCGCCUCCUCAACUUCUACUUCCUGCUGUCCUGCUUCCGGCGCGACUCUCACAAGAUCGACAGCUUCCUGAAGCUGCUGCGCUGCCGGGCCCUGGAGAACGGGGCCGAGUCCUGCUGAGGAAACUGACGCCCGCCUGCCGCCAUCUUGGCUCAAGAUCCCCACAGUUGAGAUAGGAGGCCGGCUCCCUGUCAGAGCCGCAAUGGCGACAGUUUCCUACCUGUGUAAAACAGACUACAGGACUUCCCUUCUCCUCUUGUAAUCAAUUUAGUUUAAUAGACGUUGAUAAUUUCCUGCUGCUUGUUUGCUGAAUUGGUUCUGAGACGCACUGAAAUGUACACACUGACACGCACACACUUUUCCAGACUGCUGAAGCGUGACAGGAAACUGUAGAUCAGCGGCGGCCAUCUUGGCUCAAGUGCCCCAUAAUUUACAUAGGAGGGCGCACACGCGUUUAGAGCCAAAAUGGCGCCAGUUUCCUACUUCAUCCCUUUGGUCUUCUGUGUAAAACUCUCAGCUUAAACGCUAAUGAAGAGGAUAAAGCAAAUUGAUGACGAACCGAGAAAACUCGAUUGUUCUAAUAGAUAAAUGCAAGGUUUCGGCUUCCUGAUUAUUAAAAACAGCCAGUUGAUCAGUUUAGUUUGUUCUUUAACCUCGAUGGACGGUGAGAUUCUUUCCUUUACCGUCUUGCACUUUAUAAUAAAGUUAAAAACUAAGAAACUAAGACCCAGUGGCGGCCAUCUUGGCUCAAGCCCCCCAUAGUUUAGACAGGAAGCUUGACACGCGUCUAGAGCCAAAAUGGCGCCAGUUUCCUAUGUUUCUAUACAUUUGAGCUUACAAGCUAGUGACACACAUCUCAGACUUCUGACUUCACAGGACAGACAGAAAUAUACAAACUCAGCAGCGGUUUCAUUUUUAUUUUAUUUUAUAGAGAAUUAGAGCUUCAAUAAAAUAUGUCCAAUAUCA